Molecule: messenger RNA, 402 nt
Organism: Fonticula alba
Lineage: Eukaryota; Rotosphaerida; Fonticulaceae
Exons: 2
Coding region: 1-402 (133 amino acids)
Source: RefSeq, a predicted model, not a curated record
AUGCGCCGCUCUCAACUUGCCUCCUUCCUGGUCCUGCUCCUGCUCGCGGUCGCCACCACCGGUGUCUCGGCUCUGGGUGGCUGCUCCGCCGCGGACCAGGAGAACCGCGACAACAAGUACAAGAAGAAGUGCGACACCGCGGACGCCGCCUGCGGUUCCACCUGCUCUCGUCUGGUGUACGACAAGAACAACUGCAUCUCCUCGUCGACUUGCAACACGGCCAUGAGCGUUCUCGUGCUGGCCUGCCGCCUGCAUAACCCGAAGUCCCAUGCUGCCAACAUCCAGAUUGGAAAGGGCUCCUACAACUGCAACUCCGCCGGGUCGCUUUUCAACCAGCCGGCCGCCCUGGCCACCGGUGCCCUGGCCGUCCUCCUGGCUCUCGUGUCCUCUUAUGCUCUCUAA